Phanerochaete carnosa HHB-10118-sp is the source of this 1414-nucleotide messenger RNA. RefSeq lists its product as uncharacterized. The record is from RefSeq and is a predicted model, not a curated record. The transcript has a single exon. Bases 373 to 528 code for a protein of 51 amino acids. Lineage: Eukaryota; Fungi; Basidiomycota; Agaricomycetes; Polyporales; Phanerochaetaceae.
GAUUCAAGCCCUUCUACAGCAUCUUAUGCGCUUAUCUUGCGGAGCAGCUCCUGCACACAGUCUAAUUACUCUUCGCCGCCCAUGUAGCUGCCGUAGAUUGUCCUAGAUCAAUCCUGCUAUUAACACAAGCAGUCAACUUAGCUGUAGGUGUUAACAGGCUCCUUUGUUUACUCGCAUAUGAACCUUGUAUGUUUCUUGUAGUACUGCGCCAUCCUCGCCCUUUCAAGCCGAGCUCGGCCCACCUUCAUCUGCGAAACUGAAGUUCCUAUAUUUAGCCCGGCCCGACUGGUCGGUCGCGGUGAACUUCGAACAUGCGCAUGCAUGGCACGACUUUGCUAACGCCAUGGGACUUUGUAAUACAGUGAGCUAUUCAUGGCUCUGUUGCGACGCACUGCUGCUAGUGGCCUUCGUCUAUCAGAGAUAAUUUGGUCACAUUACGAGGUGGACCAUUUGCCGGACGCACACGGCUCACUGGAUUCUCUACGCUCGCCACAUGUUUGGAACACGGCUAACAACUCGCAGCGAUGAGAUAGUCACUGUCGUUUUGGACGGCUCUCCAUCGGUUCCCAGCCCUUCUGCCUGGUUGAUGAAGCUAACCCAUCGGAUCUGUACGAUGCGGCGCCCAGGGCUUUGUCGAGAGCCCUAAGCAUGGAAACACUCUUAACGCACAUGGGUUCUCUUCUUCUCAACAUGUUCUCGCCAUAGGACUGGAGUUGUCCAGGGUCGAAUUCUGGCGUUUACUAGUACCACAGGACAACAUGAACGUAGUGCCAUUAUCAGGUCCUCAGGUGCCACCGCUCGAGCUGCAAUGCGCGGCUGUAUGUGAACGGGGCGCUGAGAUGUCCCCGCGUCUUCUCGAACCUACCGCUGUCGCCGAUAAAAUCCGCAUUUUUCUCAACAGUGUCGGGAAUUCCCAUUUAAGGUAUUCCCGACUCUAGUCCCGACAUUUACGGAUCAUCCAAUUUUUCCCACACCUUACUCCCGCCCGCAGCCGUGUCGGCGUCCCGCAUCCCCUUCCCAUGUUUGUUAUCAUUCCAAUCCAACGGGUUUCCGCAGCCUAAGCCUUCCAACUUACUAGCUUUCCGCUCGAUAUCGAUACCACGCCCGCAGCACAGGAUCGGCAUCAGGCACAUAUCUCUCCCUCUCCUGGUUACGCUGCGGGAGCGCUAAGCCCGAGGCAAUCGCAUACGAAAUUAUGCCUUUGGGCUGAGAGCUGAGGAGACUGGCUGCUGUGCUUACCAGGUCAAGAGGCGUUCAGCGUCUGAGUACCACGCCAACUAAGCGGUCAAUGCAUAUGGUUGAUUCACCGUCUAUUCACAUCACGGGCAGAAAACACCAGCAUCUCUUGCUGCUUCCGACGUCUAUACUAUUGAGCCGCGGUAAGUCACUCCAGUGCAGCUGACCCGGGCCUGGU